AUGAGAAGAUCAUCAAGGAUAAAUGUGAAGAGUAAAGAAGAAGAUGAUUCACAACCGAUUGAUGAAAAUGUAGCCCGCAAAAGGAAGAGAGUGAACAAGAAGUUAUUGGUUAAAGAACAUCUGCGGGUUGAACCGCAAGAAGAUGUACAAAGCGAAAGGAAGAGAAUAAACAAAAAAUUAUUGAAAGAAAGAGUAACAAAGCAGAAACAUGAUAAACCGGCAAAAGAGAUACAAGAAAAUUCAGAAGAAGAAGAAUCACAAAACAUUGAUAAAGAUACACCAACAAAGAGAAAGAGAGAUAACAAGAAGAAGAAGCAAAAUGAAGAGGAACCAUCACGCAAAAAAACAAGAAGAAGAUAA
This is a messenger RNA of Papaver somniferum (opium poppy), 360 nucleotides long. Its product is annotated as ABC transporter F family member 4-like. The record is from RefSeq and is a predicted model, not a curated record. The transcript has a single exon. The coding region runs from base 1 to 360 and encodes 119 amino acids. Lineage: Eukaryota; Viridiplantae; Streptophyta; Magnoliopsida; Ranunculales; Papaveraceae.